Molecule: messenger RNA, 1618 nt
Organism: Drosophila kikkawai
Lineage: Eukaryota; Metazoa; Arthropoda; Insecta; Diptera; Drosophilidae
Source: RefSeq, a predicted model, not a curated record
GACAGGACUUGCUUAGUUCCUGCGAUCGCGAGCAACCGAAAAUCUUUGGACAAGUUCAAAGUCUUGAUUUAGUACUUAACCAACCAUUUUUUUUACCGUGCAAUUCAACAAAGUAUAUCGUGUGCUAUUUUUUGCCUGUGAAAAGUGGAAAAUUCAACAAAAAUACAAUUUAAAAAAAGAAUCAGGAUCACUACUUGAAGGAUCAGCGACAGACAGCAGCUGGCAAGAUGCUCAAGUGGGCUGUCAACCAGCCGCGAAACUCGUAUUUGGCCCAGGAGCUAGGCCUGGGAAUGGGAACGGUCUCCGCCCUGGAAACAGGCUCCUCGCUGGAGUCCAAGGCUGUGACCACCACCAGCUACAGCGAGUUCCAUGCCUUGCGGGGCAAGCUGAAGCGUAAGUCGCUAUGCGUGGGCCAGGGCAAGGAGAACCAGCUGACCUCCACACCGCUGCCAACCAGCGCCGCCUCUCUGGCACCACGCACGCCGCUGCUCAAGGAUCUGAGCAACAUCCUGGCCACUCCACCCUCAGGAAAGGGAAGAGGAACAGAAGCAGGAGUAGGAGCACAAGCGGGGGCACUAGCUCCUGCCAAGUACGCCUGCACCCUGCCCACCUUCGAGGCGGAGUACUCCCCCACGGCGGCCAUCAUCCCUGGUCCCCUGAUCGCCCUGCGAGGCAUGGGAGUCCCAGACAGUUACUUCGAGAAGCCGCGAUACCUGGAGCAGAAGCCACUGCCUGCUCCGCAGCCUUCUGCCCAGAAGGAGCAGCAGCAGCAGCAGCAGCAGCAGCCAGGCAGCACCACGCUCAGCUCCAGCCAGAUGGGCGAUGUGACCCUGGAGCGCAUGAUCGACGCCAUUCUGGAGAGCAACCGCAAGGCACCGCCACCACGCCAGCGCCAGCAGAGGCAGCAUCUCCGCCAGCAGCAGAUGCGGCACAGGCAGCAGCUCCUGAGAGUCACCUCAAGAUCUAGAAUCCCCUCUGGAACCCACUCGCCCACCUACCGCCCCGCCUUCGACCCGGCCAGCGACCUGUGCGAAUACUGGAAGUCUCCCUCGCGGAGGGACUCUCUGCCCGCCGACGGCUUCGAGGAGCGGGAGGUACGCUCCCCCCUGGCCACCGCUAACUGUGCCACCUCCCAGACCAAGUCCAAGUCGCUGCAGCUGCAGCUGCGCAGGCAGCGAGUGGUAAGACGCAAGCGGAAGAUUGCCACCAAGAUCUCCUCCAGCGUGAGGCAGUCAGCACAGAAGCUGCUGGCUGCGGCCAGGGCUGGGACUGGGACUGGAACUGGCCUGCCCAGUCACAGGAGCGCACAGAAGAGGCGCCACAUCAGUCCGGACAGCGGGCACAACUCCACCAGCGACUUUGAGGAGGAGGUGGUCGCCAUGGGAAGCUGCCUUACCGAGGCGGCCACCAAGCGGAGGCUGAGCUUCUCCUUCCCAGAGGAUUUGUUUGUGGAAAAGUAGAGUUUUGUUUUUUUGUAAUACAAAAAUAUAUAUUUAUAUUUUUUUUUAUGUUUAUUUAAAACUAUAAACUAAACGUAUUUUUUUUCGAAUGGCUAAAAGCGCAGCCUUGCCUUGGCAUCCAAAUGUUGAAACAAAUCCUAUAAACUAAGUGUAUUACU